This is a messenger RNA of Elaeis guineensis (African oil palm), 1054 nucleotides long. RefSeq names its product early nodulin-like protein 8. Gene Ontology annotation, cellular component: plasma membrane. NCBI's taxonomy places the organism in Eukaryota, Viridiplantae, Streptophyta, Magnoliopsida, Arecales, Arecaceae. The record is from RefSeq and is a predicted model, not a curated record. Gene Ontology annotation, molecular function: electron transfer activity.
UACAAUCUUUCCCCGUCCCACCGCCAGCCAAUCGGCAACCAGCCGUGACGGUGAACCCCGUCUUCCCGGCCCACACAUUAACCAGAUCCCGUUUGCUACUCUUCUCGCGUUCUCUUUAUAUAAUGCUUGUACAUGUAUAUGAUGUGAGAUUCCUCUUACUUGGCAUCCAACGGCUAUUUGCUGACCAACAAUCAAAUAAAACGUCACUCCUUCGCCUCCCAUCAUCCUCCCCAUCGCUCUCCCACCUCCACAGUUUCCUCCUGGUGGCUGGGAAAGGGGUUGCAAAAUUUCUGUAGCUAAACAAGAAAGAAGAAGAAAAGAGGAGAACAUGGUCGUCCCAUCUAGCAUUGCCAACUGCCGCCGGCUCUCGUGGGCAUUCCAAUUCCUAGCAGCAAUGCUAAUAAGUGGGUGCUGGUGCUACCAGUACAAAGUGGGGGAUCUGGACUCCUGGGGAGUGCCCCCAUCCUCCAACCCCCACGUCUACGCCCUCUGGCCUCAGAAGUACCACUUCCGUCUCGGCGACUCCCUCUUGUUUCUCUACCCGCCGAGCCAGGAUUCGGUGAUCCAGGUGACGGAGCGGGCGUACAACAGCUGCAGCCUCACGGAUCCGAUAAAGAAAAUGAACGAUGGCAACUCGGCGUUUAAUCUCACGGUACCCGGCAAUUACUAUUUCACUAGUGGCGUCCCAGGGCACUGCCAGAAGCUUCAGAAGCUGGCGAUCGCCGUCCCUGCAGCUAAUGGCACCUUCUUCCCGCCGGCGGCCGAUGCGCCGCCGCCGGGCGCGUCGUCGGCGCUGCCGGCAUCUUCGCCUUCGUAUCCCAUCGUCUUCGGACCCUCGCCGCCGCAGGGAUCGGGAGCGGUGUCGCUCGGGGCCUCCGUGGCUGUUUGGUCGAUUGUCGGUUUGGUUCUUCUGAGUCUCCUGUGAGAGCAGGGAUCUAGAGAGUGCUGAUACUGAGAUGAGGGCCAUCGGAAUUGGAUCUUGGAUCUGGAUUUUCCGUUAAAAAAUCUAGAUCUCGUUCAUUUUUAAUUGUCGGCACUUUCUUUUCUUUUUUGG